Messenger RNA from Drosophila sulfurigaster albostrigata, 1655 nucleotides. RefSeq lists its product as uncharacterized. The transcript is spliced from 2 exons. Gene Ontology annotation, cellular component: nucleus. Bases 107 to 1639 code for a protein of 510 amino acids. The record is from RefSeq and is a predicted model, not a curated record. NCBI's taxonomy places the organism in Eukaryota, Metazoa, Arthropoda, Insecta, Diptera, Drosophilidae. Gene Ontology annotation, molecular function: protein binding; mRNA binding. Gene Ontology annotation, biological process: miRNA processing.
CCGGUCCCGCUACCAUCACUAGCAUAAUUUCAAAGGCAUUUGGUGUUGUGUACUUGAUUUUUGUUAAUUUGCAACAAAUCUCGUGCGCAAAUUGUGCACAAAGACAAUGGUGAAAUUAACAAAAGCGCGCAGUAAGGAGCGCACCAACGACGCCGAGACACCGUCGCCGACCAAAGCCAGUGAUGAUGAUGUGCGCAAAGUAAAAUCAGCCAAGCUGGCGAAGAAGAAGAAGCAGCAUACCGAAAGUCGGCAACGAAGUGAAACGCGCCAACGCAAAGCAACAGCACGCGACAGCUCCACAUCCAGCUCCGCUUCCAGCAGCAGUAACAGCAGCAGCAGCAGCAGUAGCAGUAGCAGCUCCAGUAAUAGUAGCAAUAGCAGUAGAAGUAACGCCGGCGGCAGCAGCAGCAAAAACAAAGUCUCGGCCAGCAAGAGACCGAAAACAAGCAAAGACGAAUCACCCAAAACAAAAGAGAAGUCGCCGAUAGAAAGCAAGGUGCAAGAGCAGCGCUCCAAAUGGGACAGUCCCGAACGAGGCGGCGGCGGCGGCGCCAGUAAAAAUACCAAACAGAUGCGCAAACGAAGUCGCAGUCGUGAAAGGGAACGAGAUGUGGACAAGGAAAGGGAGCGAGAGCGCGACCGGGACAGGGAACGAGAGCGGCAAAGGGACAGAGAGCGGGAGCGUGACAGGGAUAGGGAACGUGACAGAGACAGGGAACGCGAGCGGGAACGUGAUCGGGAUAGAGACCGAGAUCGUGAUCAAAUGCGGCGAGGACGCGACCGAGAUCGUGAAAGGGAACGCAGCCGGGAACGUCGCCAGCAGCAGCGGCUGCGCAGUCAGGAGCGUCGUGAUCGUCCACGUCGCUCGCCCGAAGCAAGACGACGUAGUCGCAGCCGUAGUCGCAGUCCGCGAGAUCGCUCCUAUAGAGGUGGCGGUGGAAGAGAAGGAGGUGGAGGACGUCGGCAGCAGCAACAGCAGCGCAAUAAUCGCGAUGAGGAGCAUUUUGAGUGGGGCAAGCCAAACAACGACAAGGACAACAAAAAGUCCAAUGAUGAUGAGAACAACGACGAGCCCGUCGACAAAGAGAAACCCAACUUUGGACUGAGCGGCGCCCUCACCGAGGACACCAAUAAAGUGAAUGGUAUUGUGGUGAAGUAUUCAGAGCCACCCGAGGCACGCAAACCAAAGCGACGCUGGCGCUUGUAUCCGUUCAAAGGUGAAACCGCGUUGCCCACAUUGCACAUACAUCGACAGAGUUGCUUUUUGGUUGGACGCGAUCGCAAAGUUGUCGAUCUUGCUGUGGAUCAUCCGAGUUGUUCCAAGCAGCAUGCGGCGCUCCAAUAUCGUCUGGUGCCGUUUGAACGUGACGAUGGCAGCCAAGGGAAACGUGUGCGUUUGUAUCUCAUCGAUUUGGAGUCGGCGAAUGGGACGUUUUUGAAUAACAAGAAGAUCGACGGGCGCAAAUAUUACGAACUGAUGGAGAAGGAUGUGAUCAAGUUCGGCUUCAGUUCCCGUGAAUAUGUGCUGUUGCAUGAGAACAGCAAGGAGGAUCAAGAGGAUGAUGAUGUGCAUAUCAAAGAGGAGCCAUUGGAUGAGCAGCAGCAGACGCAAAUCAACACAAACGAUGCACAGCAAUGAAAGAGAGAGAGAGAGA